UUUAUUUUAAAUUUUGCUUUUAUUUUUAUAUUUAAAUCUUCAAGGUACCUUCACCUCUUCUGCAAAAAUGCUUUAGCCCUUCUCUCUCUCUCUCUCCCCCCUUGCUUUCUUCUCUAAAAGAGCAGCAUUUUAAUGCCCCCAACAACCGCCUUUAGCUCUCCUUGCUUUCUUAAAACCUUGUAGCAAAAGGGUUUUUUCUUCCCUGUUUCUUGUUUCACAGGACAGAACCAAAAGUUCCACUUCUCUUGGAUCUGUUCUCUUUUUCACUCUCUGUUCAAAGGAUGAAUAAGCAAGAUGUCAUGAAGAUGCAGACAUGGGUUCUCAAAGUGAAUAUACAGUGUAGCUGUGAUGGGUGUAAGCAGAAAAUAAGGAAGCUGCUGCAGAAAGUUGAUGGGGUGUAUACGAUUAGUAUAAAUGCAGAUCAAGGGAAGGUGACGGUGACCGGUAAUGUUGAUCCGGCUGUACUCAUCAAGAAGCUGCUGAAAUCUGGGAAACAUGCACAGUUAUGGGGUGGGACUCAAAAGGGGGGUUCAAAUAAUUUACCCAACCAGUUCAAGAACAUGAGUAUGGAUGGUGGCAAAGGUGGGAAGGACAACAAAUCUCAAAAAGGCGGUGGCGGUGGAGUAGGCGGUGGUGGAAAUAACCAGCAGAAAGGUGGGCAGCAAUUUGCACCACAGCAUCCGCAACAUAUGCAGCAGAUGAUGAAAGGGUUUAACCCUCCCAAAGACCAGAAAGCUGUCAAGUUUCACUUGCCUGAGGAUGAUGGGAGUGAUGAUGAUUAUGAUGAUGAGUUCGAUGACGAGUUCGACGAUGAAUUCGAUGAUGAGUUUGAUGAUGAUGAUGAUGAGUUUGAUGAUGAGGAAUUUGGUCAUGGUCAUGGACAUGGUCAGAUGCAAAACAAGAUGGUGGCUAUGAUGGGAAAAGGACAUGGGGGGCCAAAUGUUAUGAUUAAUGGCCAUGCCAUGAAUGGCAAAAAAGGAGGUGGUGGGGAUAAUGGGAAGAAAGGUGGAGGUAUUGAUAUGCCCAUGGUGAUGAAAGACAUGGGGGAGAACAAAGAAGGGAAAAGAAAGGAGGAGGAGGUGAAAAGUACAAAGGGGGUAAAGGGUGAUAAACAUGGUGGAAAAAAAGGGGUAAGGAGGUGAUAAACAUGGUGGAAAAAAGGGGGUGGGGGAGGAGGUUUGCUAGGGUUUUUCAAAAAGGAUAAAAGUGGAAAAGAUUACAGCAAGAAGGGUAAAGAUGAGUGGGAUGAUUAUGGUAAAAAUAAUGGCUCUUCUCAUAAUGGAAAUGGAGGCCAUGGUGGUGGUGGUGGGAACAAUAAUGGCAGUGGAGCCAAAAAAGGUGGGGGCAGAAAUGGUGGUGGUGGGGGUCACCAUGAGAUGAUGAACAAAAUUAAAAGUGGUGGGUUUCAAGACAUUGCUAUUAAUCAUGGCAAGGGUGGCGUGGUGGAGUGCCGCUCUUGGCGGUGCCCACGGUGGCGCGGUGGAGGCAAGAAUGGGACAGAUGGGCCAAAUGGGUUUAACAUGGGCCAAAUGGGGAAUUAUCCAAUGAACCAGAUGGGUAAUUUUUGCUGCAGUACAAGGACUACCAGCACCACCACCAGCAGCACCAAUGAACAAUGGUGGUGGGUAUUAUCCAGGGAUGGGGCCUGGAAAUCCCUAUAAUCAGCCUCAAUACAUGCCUGCCAUGAUGAUGAACCAGCAGAGACCAAUGGGGGGAUGUAUCAGCCAAUGAUGUACCCUCAACCAUAUCCUCCCCAAGCAAGCUACGGCCCUCCGCCGAUGCAUCCGCCCCAUUCCGAAUCGUAUGCUCAUUACUUAAGCGAUGAAAACGCAAACAGCUGCAGUAUCAUGUAAAAUUUUCCCAGUAUUAGUAACGUUUUUUCCCCAUUGUUCUUUUUGGCUUUCUCUAGGAUGCUUUACACAAAAGCUUGCAAGGGAAAUGUUUAGUUUUACCUGUAGUAAAAUCCCCCCCCCCCAAAACCCUCUUUUUCAAGUCCCAUGGACAAUGUAGAAGAAAAUGCAGGUAAAAGUUUGAGGGGUAUAUAAUGAAUAGACAUAGUUUUACUUUUACUUUUUUCUCAAAGGUGCACCCAAAUGUAUUUCCAUGUGAAUUGUUGCUUUCAAAU
Molecule: messenger RNA, 2125 nt
Organism: Hibiscus syriacus
Lineage: Eukaryota; Viridiplantae; Streptophyta; Magnoliopsida; Malvales; Malvaceae
Product: heavy metal-associated isoprenylated plant protein 34-like
Exons: 3
Coding region: 282-1142 (286 amino acids)
Molecular function (GO): metal ion binding
Source: RefSeq, a predicted model, not a curated record